Sclerotinia sclerotiorum 1980 UF-70 is the source of this 282-nucleotide messenger RNA. RefSeq lists its product with no specific name. NCBI's taxonomy places the organism in Eukaryota, Fungi, Ascomycota, Leotiomycetes, Helotiales, Sclerotiniaceae. The record is from RefSeq and is a predicted model, not a curated record. The transcript has 2 exons. The coding region runs from base 1 to 282 and encodes 93 amino acids.
AUGUCUACGAGAAAGGAAGGUAAUGUACUUGCUACAAAGUAUCUAUUUCCUCUUUCUCGUCGCCUAAACGACGGUAACCGACUCAUUUUGGAAACAUGCCUAACCUUUCAUGAUUGUUAUUCUCACAAUCAAUCAUCUACUUAUACAAUCAUCAUUCAUAUUUUACAUUGCUCAAUCAAGCCCAACCAUCAACACAAUAAAUCGGACUACUUUACUCUUCAAUACAACCAAAUCGAUACCAACAAUCACUGUCCUCCUAAAUAUCCACCAAAGCACAUCUAA